UUGAGAGUUCAGAUUACAUUUGAUGGAUUUCGGUUUUUUCCAUCAUCGUACCCGCUUUGCUGGAUCAAAGUACAACUGCUUUGGCUCUUUCUCCAGAUAACCAUGGCAGACCUUGGCAUCAAAGCAGGAGACAAGGUGCUGUUAGUGUGGACUCAGCCAUCGGCGCCAGAAGCUUUGAAACAGUAUGCAGACGACCUAGCUGCUGUGGUUGGUGGAAAUGGAAAAGUGGCGGUGGAGAACAUGGAGAGACUGUUGCUGUCCUCACAUGACACCUCCACGUACGACUGGGUGCUUUCUUGCCUUCUGGCUGACAGCUCCUCCAUCCACAGUUCAGAGAGUCUAGCGGAGAUGGUCAGAGUGCUCAAACCCGGUGGGAAGCUGGUCCUGGAUGAACCAGUUACAGGCACCGAAGCACAGAGUGUGAGGACUGCUGAGAAACUGGUGUCUGCUCUGAAGUUGUCUGGCUUCAUGGCAGUGACGGAGGCGAGUAUCAGUAAAGCCGAGCUUAGCGUCGAGGCAUUGAGCUCCCUCAGAACAGCCUCUGGUUACCAAGGAAACACCCUGUCGCGAGUCCGCUUGUCUGCCUCCAAACCAAACUACGAAGUGGGCUCAUCCAGCCAGAUCAAGCUGUCGUUUGGGAAAAAGAUGCCCAAGCCAGAGGAGAAACCAGCUCUGGAUCCCAACACUGUGAAGAUGUGGAUGCUGUCUGCCAACGACAUGAAUGACGAUGAUGUGGAUCUGUUGGACUCUGACGCUCUGCUGGAUGAAGAAGAUCUGAAGAAGCCAGAUGCUUCUUCUCUUAAAGCUCCGAGCUGCGGAGAAGGAGCGGCCAAGAAGAAGAAAGCCUGCAAGAACUGCACGUGUGGACUCGCUGAGGAGCUGGAGCAGGAGAGUAAAGGGAAGCAGACAGCUAACCUCCCCAAAUCCGCGUGUGGAAGCUGUUACCUCGGCGACGCAUUCCGGUGUGCCAGCUGUCCGUACCUGGGGAUGCCGGCGUUCAAACCAGGAGAGAAGAUCGUUCUGGAGAACAACACGCUGACGGACGCC
Messenger RNA from Menidia menidia (Atlantic silverside), 1047 nucleotides. Lineage: Eukaryota; Metazoa; Chordata; Actinopteri; Atheriniformes; Atherinopsidae. The record is from the annotation of a GenBank genome assembly.